Manihot esculenta (cassava) is the source of this 1954-nucleotide messenger RNA. RefSeq names its product pentatricopeptide repeat-containing protein At4g21705, mitochondrial. The transcript is spliced from 2 exons. Lineage: Eukaryota; Viridiplantae; Streptophyta; Magnoliopsida; Malpighiales; Euphorbiaceae. Gene Ontology annotation, cellular component: mitochondrion. The record is from RefSeq and is a predicted model, not a curated record. Gene Ontology annotation, molecular function: protein binding. Bases 160 to 1656 code for a protein of 498 amino acids.
AAAAAAAUCCUGCGUUGAUGCGACAUCGUUUGCUCUCCUCACCCCUUAAACCCUCCCUGAAACCCUAAUCCCAAUUGGCUAAUUCCCAAGCACCUCUCGGCAGGCCAAGCUUGGACAAGCACUUCGUCACUCACCAUUAUUGCGGAACUCAAUCUCCAAAUGGCACCAAUACGAUUCUUCGCAAUCUUCAACAGAACCCAAAGCCUCAUAUCAAAUGCAGUCUUGAAAACCAGAUACUCCAGUAGCGCAAGCAAUAACCUUUUUUCAAGAAUCAGUCCUCUUGGUGACCCAGGUAUCAGUUUGGUUCCAGUACUUGAUAAGUGGGCUGAAGAGGGCGCGAAGGUAAAAGGCUUCGAACUCCAAAAAAUUGUCAAAGUGCUCCGUGCCCGUAGACGGUAUAGACAUGCUCUUGAGGUUUCUGAAUGGAUGACUGGCAAGGUAGUCAGCUCAUUCUCGCCAGCUGACUGUGCUGUGCAAUUGGAUCUGAUUGGUAGAGUUCGUGGGCUGGAAACUGCAGAGAGCUACUUCCAGAAUUUGGAUGACCAAGCUAAAACUGACAAGACCUAUGGUGCUCUUCUAAAUUGUUAUGUUAGAGAAGGUCUUGUUGACAAGUCCCUGAACCAUAUGCAAAAGAUGAAGGAGUUGGGCUUUGCUUUCUCUUCUCUCAACUACAACGGCCUCAUGUGUCUCUACACAAAUACUGGCCAGCUAGAAAAAGUUCUUGAUGUGCUUUCAGAAAUGAAGGAGAAUGGUGUCUCCCCUGACAAUUUUAGCUACAGAAUUUGCAUGAACGCUUGUGCAGCAAGAUCUGAUCUUAGUGGUGUCGAAAAAAUUCUAAAAGAAAUCGAGAACCAACCUCACAUCUCCUUGGAUUGGAUGACUUAUUCCACAGUAGCCAACAUUUACAUAAAAGCAGGUGUAAAAGAGAGAGCACUUGUCUACCUGAAGAAAUGUGAAGAAAAGGGUAAUAAAGAUGCACUAGGUUAUAAUCAUUUGAUUUCACUUUAUGCAAGUCUCGGAAAUAAAGAUGAGAUAAUGAGGUUGUGGGGUCUUGCAAAAGCCAAGUGUAAAAAGUUAGUCAACAGAGAUUAUUUAACCAUGCUGGGUUCUCUAGUCAAGCUUGGAGAGUUUGAAGAAACCGAAAAAUUGCUACAAGAGUGGGAGUCAUCUUGCCAGAUCUAUGAUUUCAGAGUUCCAAAUGUCCUCCUUAUUGGGUAUUGUCAAAAGGGUUUAGUCGAAAAGGCUGAAGAGAUGCUUCGAGAUAUAGUGAAAAAACAGAAGACUGCAAUUCCAAAUAGUUGGUCUAUUAUUGCAGCAGGAUAUGUGGAUAAGCAGAAUAUGGAAAAAGCUUUUCAAUGCAUGAAGGAAGCACUAACUCUGCAGACGGAUAAUAAAGGGUGGAGGCCCAAACCUGAACUGAUCUCUAGCAUUUUGAGUUGGCUUGGUGAUAAUGGGGAUGUUGAAGAAGUAGAAGCAUUUGUCUGCUCAUUGGAGAAUAAGGUCCCAAAGAAUAGGGAACUUUAUCGUACCCUAGUUAAGGCCUAUGUCAGAUGUGGCAAACAGGUCGAUGGUCUUUUGGGGAGCAUGAAGGCUGAUCAAAUAGAUGUAGAUGAGGAAAUGAAGACAAUUCUUGGCUCGAGACUGCAAGAAGGUUGAAUGAUUCAAUUGCUUUUAAGGGGUUAUAUUCCUUUGUUAUGGCAAACUAACUUGAAGUUCAUUGCUCAUGGGGAUUGACGUUGAUGCACAGGGUCAACCAAGCACUUAAAAAUCUGUUUUCAUAUAUGAUAUUGGAUUAAUGAUGAUCAUUUGUUCAGAGUUUAGAUCGCUUCAAUGGAACUUGUAGAUUAUAUAUUCCUGCUUUUUUGUAACUUUGCCUUGCUGGAUCAUGGCACCAUGAAAUACAGAGACCUUGUGUAGGAUAAAAACCAGAGUACGGUUCUGCACUCUCAUAUCA